Molecule: messenger RNA, 2148 nt
Organism: Cannabis sativa
Lineage: Eukaryota; Viridiplantae; Streptophyta; Magnoliopsida; Rosales; Cannabaceae
Product: ethylene-responsive transcription factor CRF4
Exons: 1
Coding region: 658-1809 (383 amino acids)
Biological process (GO): regulation of DNA-templated transcription
Molecular function (GO): DNA-binding transcription factor activity; DNA binding
Source: RefSeq, a predicted model, not a curated record
CAGCAUUUCGCAACACAACACUGAACUUUUUUUUCUCUCUCAAAACUCACAAACUCUCUCUAUCGCUUUCUCUCACUCUCUCAUUCGUACACUUGUAAGAGUUAUUCAUUCAUAUUCAUCUGUACAACAACUCCUCUUUUUUUUCCCAAUUGACUCAUUCCUUUUGAUUGAAGAAACAAUCCCAACAUAUUUUCCAGGAAAAGGAAAGAAAAUAUAACAGAAAGUUCUUGGCUGGCAUUAAAGCAGGGCAGAAGUAACAGUAGUGGUAGUAGAGUACAGUGAACCCAAAAAAAAAAAAAACACAGUUACUCAGUUUCCUUAUUAACUUUGGUAGAUUCUCUUUUCUGGUUCUAAGCUGUAUACACCCUUUGUUUUCCAUCCUGCUCAGUCUUUUAAGUCCUUUCUCUUUUUGCCUAACAAGCCCUUCAAAUUAGUUUUUCGAUUUUUGAAUCAGCUUUGGCCUUUUUAGGUACCCCUUUUCACAGUUUCUUUUUCCCUUGUCUCUCUUAUCGUUAAAUAACUCAUAAGGCUUCAGCUUCACGAUUUCGUUAGUUUCCUUUUUCUUUCGAAUCCCUUUUAAUUUUAUUCGGGUCUAAAUCUUUCUUUCUUUUCUUCUUUUCGCUUGAUGAGAAUCUGAAGUGAAAUUUUGGUAUAGUUAUGAUGGAGCAGAGUAUCCUAUGUCCGAUAAAAUGCACUGAGCACCGGAGUAUCACCAAAAAGUUAACCAGACCCUCGAAGAAAUCAUCGUCGGAUUCAAGUUUCGCCGUUCCCAGAACCGUACGGAUAUCCAUUACCGACCCGGAUGCGACUGAUUCUUCCAGCGAUGAAGAAGGAGAGUUCUUCAGUCGUCAAAGGGUGAAGCGAUAUGUACACGAAGUUAACAUCGAGACUAGCUGUAAACCCAAUCUUGUCUCUAAUGUUCGAAAAAGACCGGCGGUUGAAGCCGGACCCACUUGCCGGAGACCCAUCAAAACCUCUAAUACUUCUUCUUCUUCUUCAUCUCCGGUUAAGAAGUUUAGAGGAGUUCGACAACGGCCGUGGGGUAAAUGGGCGGCUGAGAUUCGAGAUCCAGCUAGACGUGUACGGCUCUGGUUAGGUACGUACGAUACGGCAGAGGAAGCUGCCAUGGUGUACGACAACGCUGCCAUUAAGCUUCGUGGACCUGACGCUUUGACCAACUUCGUCACUCCUUCGGCGAAAGAAAAUCCGGCAGAGCCGGAAAUUACCGGAAGAGCUUCAGCAUCGGUAUCUGGGUACGAAUCGAGCGAAGAGUCGAGAAACCUUUCUUCUCCGACUUCAGUUCUUCAUUUCAGAACUCACUCAAACGAAGAAGAAGGUGGUCAAAAACCCAUACUAGACGACUUCAUUCUAGAACCAGAAGUAUUGUCUCAACCUCUGAAACAAGAACCAGAAGAAGAAGAAGAAGAAGAAGCUGUAAUCCAAGAGUGCCAAGGCGAAACGACAACGAACGGUGUACCAAACGAUUUGGGUGAUUACUUGUCGUUUGACUUACCUCCAUUCGAGGACGAGUUCUUCAAUUUCGAAUACUCCCCAGAAUCAACGACACUAUUUGACCCGUCGUUUUUCUUAUUAGACGACAUAAAGAUUGAAAACGACAACAACGAAGUUAGCGCAUCAGACGAUAUGGUUAUUCAACCUUUACCGGACUAUAUAAUAAAAGAAGAUUUCAGUGACAUGUUCAUUGAGUCACCAUACGACACGUCGUCCGGUACUGAUUCGUUGUGUCAAGGUGGAGACGAUCUCUUUAGAGAUAUUUUGUUUGGUUCAGACCCUCUUGUGGUCCUCUGAGAAAUUCACAGUGGCAGCCACAGUCAUUGGACCGAGUGUUGCCGCCGUUGCCUUGCCGAUUUCUCGGCAGAUUUUGUUCAGGCUGCAACAACAAAAUUAAAAUAAAAUAAAAAAAAAAAUUAAAUUAAAUAAAUUCUGUUUUUUCUUUUCUUUAUUAUAUUAUUUAGUUUUUUUUUUUUUUAAAUAUUUAUUAUAUUAUGAGGGAGUAGUAGUAGUAAGAAUGGUUGACUGUUGAGUGGAGUUUUGUUAAGAGACUUUGGCCAUGUAAUACCUUUUCAUUUUUGGAUUAAAAGAGUGUAUCUAUAUUAAUUAAGUCUAAUUGUAUAAUUUAUUUUUCUA